Molecule: messenger RNA, 1311 nt
Organism: Trichoplusia ni (cabbage looper)
Lineage: Eukaryota; Metazoa; Arthropoda; Insecta; Lepidoptera; Noctuidae
Gene: tsl
Product: torso-like protein
Source: RefSeq, a predicted model, not a curated record
GUGCUUUGUGCGUGUGUGAUGGUGCGGACGCACAUGGUGCUGCUGCUGGCGGUAGCACUGUGCGGCGCCGCCACCACACUCGACUCCGAACUCGGGCUCGGCAAGGCGAUCAAUAUAUUUAUGAGGUAUGGCUACCUCAGCAUCUGCAUGCGCGUGGUGCCCCGGAACGACACGGAGGGCUGGGUGUUCCGGGAGCCGACGGUCUCCGUGUUCCGGGAGGUGGAGCAGUACGCCAUCGCGCCCACCCCGCGCCACGCCAAGACACUCUUCGACGGAGACUUCCAUAUGGAGUUCUGCGAUAACCUGAAGCAGUUGCUCCAGGCUUACUUUAGGGAUUUUAGUUUUGAAAGACUGGAGCGCCCCUGGCGAGCGUUCACCGCCGGCUGGCCGACGGACAUCAUGGCGCGGAACCUCGGCAUCAACUCCUCAUUCAUCAACGGAGACCACUGCUACGUCCUCGUUAGGGUAUCCAGGUUUCGCGAGACAGCGAAACUGAGUGACCUGCCGGGCAACAUAGGGGUGGAAGACGUCGUGUAUGACGCCAUACAGGAGUCCACUAUAGGAGACACGGCGUCCAUCGCGGACUUCAUUAGGAAAUAUGGAUCGCAUUACAUCGCAUCUUAUAUCACUGGGAACUCUCUUUAUCAGGUGUUUGUGUUCUCUAGAAGCGCGUACUCUAUGAUCAAAGAGAGGCUUAAGAGUAAAGGAGUAGCUGAUAUAACUGCUAAGGAACUAGAAGGAUACUUCUCGCCAUGGCAUGCUAAACAUAUUGGCCAGAUCAAGGUAGCCAGCGGCAACAAAACUGUGGAAAGUUGGGCCACCAAGCGCUUACGAGUCCACUAUUACAUAUUCUCAUACCCCAGCCUAUUAAAGCUGCAUGGGGAGCCAUCACUUCUCAGAAGCCUAGACACAUUAUUAGGCAAUGAAGCCUUACUCCAAUUAGAAUUAAAAACCCUCUCCCCAGCAUUCAAAGAUGCGAAAAAAAAGAAAUGGUUCGAAGAAGUCAUAGACAAUUAUUUAAAACUCUGGGAGAGCAACAUGUGACGUAUUAAGUUAAUCCAUAGACUAAGUAGAUAUUUUUUUAAUGUAUCGAGUCCUGCCAUUGAAGAAUGCUGAACGGCCAUUAACAAAAUAACGGACAAAACAAUGCAUAGAGUUGUAUUUCAACUUUUAAACAUCGAACAUAUUUAUUUUAUUGUGAAUUUUGAAUAAAUAUAUAGUUUUAAGUACAAUAAUAUGGAAUUCAGUAAGAUGUUACUAUAUUAAUAAAAUUGUAUUUAAAAUCUCGAUCAGGAAAACCGUCUUGUAUUU